AUGACCGAGUUCGUGGAGCGGGGCUUGUGCGAACUGCUCGGGGAGCCGGCGGGGGAGCUGGUGCGCACGGGGAGCCCCAACGUGCUGUGCUCGGCGCUGCCCGGACACUGGAGGUCGAACAAGACGCUCCCGGUCGCCUUCCGGGUCGUGGUGCUGGGCGAGGCGCCGGACGGGACCACGGUCACCGUCCGGGCGGGCAACGACGAGAACUACUGCGGAGAGAUGCGGAACUCGACCGCGGUCCUCAAGAACCAGGUGGCCAAGUUCAACGAUCUCAGGUUCGUCGGGCGGAGUGGAAGGGGUAAAAGCUUUACUUUGGUGAUAACCGUCAGUUCCAGUCCUCCUCAAGUGGCAACUUACAACAAAGCUAUUAAAAUCACAGUCGACGGCCCCCGAGAACCUAGAAGUAAGAGCUGGCAGCACCAUCAUCACUUUCGAGCCUUCGCCUCUGCGUUUGGACAGCGGACCCCCUUCUUCGACCCCCGAUUGGUGGAUCCCCUGCGAGAGUGGGAACAGUUCAGGAGGAAGACUGCAGAGCAAUGGGCUCUUGAUCUGCCACGCAGGAUGGGGGUUGGUGCCACGCCCUCUGACAUGGCACAGUCUUUCAAUUUUGCUGCUGGAGAACAUCCACACUGGUUAGCAUACAAUGCACAUUAUUCACCAUAUUUCACUUCGGCUGCUUUUCGUGGAACAGGAUUUGCAGGUUACACUUUAGACAGCGCUUUCACCGCUACUGGAAUCACUAGCCAAGAUACGCAUCCAGCUUCACUAGCAGAUCCCAACGUAUCGCCUGAUUCAACGCCUGGCAGUAACAACAGUCAACUACAUCCGUCAUCAGCUUUUACAUUCAAGUCUCUAAUAGAUAACCUGGGUCAUACAAAGAAUGACCUUGCAUGUAGGCCGAACAACAGCAGUCCACUAUCAUCCGCGACCACUACAGCUUCUGAAUCUAAUCCCUGUCAUUCGACGCCAGACCAGGCCAAGCUACAGACUUCUAAUUCUGCUCUGCAGUUGCCACGGACUAAUAUUCCUCUUCUACCUGGAGCUUCUUCAUCUACAUUGUCAGUGAACCACGCCAGCUACCUUCUGGCAUCGCAGAGCUACUACGGAAGUAACGGCGCGGCAGCCACGAGUGCUGGUAUGUACCUCGGUACAGGUGGCAUGGUGCCACCUUCGCUUCUCUAUCCUCAACUUUACCAACAGAGUCAUCUCCACCCGUCCCUCCACCUCCUCGGAAACGACGCAAGGAGCUCUUACGACGUUGCGGCAUCCUUGGCGUCACAACAUCAGGAUGCUCAACAGUUGAACAACAGUCAUUCUCCAGAACUGCUCAACAAAGAACUUCAAUCUCCCUCCACCUGUUCUGAUGAAAGUCGACAAGAAGACAGCAAUGUCAACGGCCACCUUUCUUUGCGGAACUCUAGAGAGAGAUUGCAUUCCUUACGGUUGAAUGUCAUGUCAACCCCAAGGACAGCACAUAAUGAAGUUGCAACCGUAUGGAGGCCUUAUUGAAAAUUAUAUAAUACGUUUACAUGACACACAUGAACCCGGUGAUGACUGCUAAUGUCGAGAGCAUGCCACUGAAAAACAUUUGCUUGUAAUGAAUUCCAAGCAUAUAUUCAUGCCAAGAGAUUUAUAUAUAUUUUAGAAAAAUAUUUAUGUAAAAAUUAUUGUUUUUUUU
Messenger RNA from Uloborus diversus, 1681 nucleotides. Its product is annotated as runt-related transcription factor 1-like. NCBI's taxonomy places the organism in Eukaryota, Metazoa, Arthropoda, Arachnida, Araneae, Uloboridae. Gene Ontology annotation, cellular component: nucleus. The coding region runs from base 1 to 1512 and encodes 503 amino acids. The transcript has 5 exons. Gene Ontology annotation, molecular function: ATP binding; RNA polymerase II cis-regulatory region sequence-specific DNA binding; DNA-binding transcription factor activity, RNA polymerase II-specific. Gene Ontology annotation, biological process: regulation of DNA-templated transcription. The record is from RefSeq and is a predicted model, not a curated record.